This is a messenger RNA of Lotus japonicus, 852 nucleotides long. Its product is annotated as phenylalanine--tRNA ligase beta subunit, cytoplasmic-like. Gene Ontology annotation, molecular function: phenylalanine-tRNA ligase activity. The transcript is spliced from 6 exons. The coding region runs from base 13 to 426 and encodes 137 amino acids. Lineage: Eukaryota; Viridiplantae; Streptophyta; Magnoliopsida; Fabales; Fabaceae. The record is from RefSeq and is a predicted model, not a curated record. Gene Ontology annotation, biological process: phenylalanyl-tRNA aminoacylation. Gene Ontology annotation, cellular component: phenylalanine-tRNA ligase complex.
CGGACUAGUCUUAUGCCUGGCAUUUUAAGAACUGUUGCUCACAACAAGGACCAUCCUAAGCCCAUAAAGAUUUUCGAAGUAGGUGAUAUAGCAAUUUUGGAUGACAAAAAAGAUGUUGGUGCCAAAAAUCUACGACAACUUGCUGCACUUUACUGUGGGGCUAAUGCAGGAUUUGAGAUAAUUCAUGGCUUGGUGGACAGAGUAAUGGAAAUGAAUGGGAUUCCCUUUGUUUCAUCUGGUGAUAUAUCGGGGUAUUAUAUUGAGCGGUCAGAUGAACCUGAGUUUCUUGCUGGAAGACAAGCUAGAAUCGUUUACAAGGGAAAGCAAAUUGGGAUUUUUUGCAUUGUUCAUCCCGAGGUAUUAAACAACUUCGACAUUCUAGAUCCUUGCUCCUUUGUAGAGCUUAACAUUGAAAGUUUGUUAUAAAAAUUAUUUGUUUCAAAUGUAUCCAUUUGCCCCUGGCACCAUUUAAUCAUUGUUCCUUCAAUCUGGGAAUCAAGAUCCUUCACUUCUUGAGCCGCAUACUUGUUCUUGGAAUUUAGGACUACACUAGCUGGGGAGAGGAGUAUGUAACUAAUAUGCCCUAGAUUAGGGGUGUUUUGUUCAUUAUACGAUUGUGUAAUUUUCUUAAGUUUAUUAUUAGAAGCAAUGAGUUGUCUACUGGGAUAAUUCUAACAUGAAUCAUAGAGCUAUUGUUGAAAAAUAGUUGAUUUCGGCCUUAAAACAAGACAGGAUAUUGGUACGUUUCAAUUGUCUAUACAAGAUAGUAGUCUCAAGACCUAUUGUUUGAUCUAUUGACGUGGCAACAUUUGAUUGAUUGCAAGUAUUUUAGGUACCAAUAUUUUACUGUCA